This is a messenger RNA of Cucumis melo (muskmelon), 1144 nucleotides long. RefSeq names its product 20 kDa chaperonin, chloroplastic. The coding region runs from base 184 to 954 and encodes 256 amino acids. Gene Ontology annotation, cellular component: chloroplast; mitochondrial matrix. The transcript is spliced from 6 exons. The record is from RefSeq and is a predicted model, not a curated record. Gene Ontology annotation, molecular function: protein folding chaperone; ATP binding; transition metal ion binding. Gene Ontology annotation, biological process: positive regulation of superoxide dismutase activity. NCBI's taxonomy places the organism in Eukaryota, Viridiplantae, Streptophyta, Magnoliopsida, Cucurbitales, Cucurbitaceae.
AGAUUUGUCGUCAUUAUCAAAUAAAUUUCUAGAAGGGUCUAAUUUCUCCGAUAAAACCCAUUUCUUUUCCACUGCUUGGAGCUGCUCUUUUCAACUUGCUAGGGUUUAUCUUCUUCCUCAUUCUACAAUCUUCUUUCUACACCAUUAGUGCCGCUUCUCCAUUUCUUAUCUUCAGAACCUCCUAUGGCGGCAGCUCAAUUUACUGGGUCUUUAAUUUCCUCGAGGAAUUUGCUGCCUUCUUUCAGUGGCCUUCGUCCUUCUUCUGUGAAAUUCUCUCCUUCUGCUAACCAUGUUCGAGUUGGGGGUUUGGCUAACAGAUCUUUCACUGGCUUGGUUGUUAGAGCUGCUACUGUGGUUGCUCCAAAGUACACUUCAAUCAAGCCAUUGGGCGAUAGAGUGUUGGUGAAGAUAAAGGAAGCUGAAGAGAAGACUGAUGGAGGGAUUUUACUUCCGACAACAGCUCAGACAAAACCCCAAGGAGGGGAGGUAGUUGCGGUUGGUGAAGGCAAGACAAUUGGAAAUACUAAAGUAGAAGCUAGUGUAAAGACUGGUGCUCAAGUAGUGUACUCUAAGUAUGCUGGAACUGAAUUAGAGUUCAAUGGUUCAAAGCAUCUUAUCCUGAAGGAAGAUGAUAUAGUUGGUAUACUAGAAACAGACGACGCUAAAGAUCUUCAGCCCCUAAACGACAGGGUUUUGAUCAAGGUAGCUGAGGCUGAGGAAAAAACAGCUGGAGGUUUAUUGUUAACAGAGGCAACAAAAGAGAAGCCGUCCAUCGGAACGGUGAUCGCAGUUGGUCCGGGUCAUCUGGACGAAGAAGGCAACAGGAAACCGCUAACCGUUGCAGUGGGAAACAACGUGAUGUACUCGAAGUAUGCAGGGAACGAAUUCAAGGGCAAAGAUGGAUCUGAUUACAUUGCUUUGAGGGCUUCAGACUUGAUUGCAGUGCUAUCUUAGUUGUAAAAACUUAAAUUUAGACUGAUUGGUUAAUGGUCAUGUAAAACUCAUGUGUUUUAAUGGUUUUGGUUUGGUGAAAAAAGAGGAAAUUGAGAUGGAUUUUGAGAGAGAGAAAGAGUGUUAGAGUAAGAUUUGAAAAGGCAACUGAGAUGGAAAUUUCGGAAAUAAGAAGGGGAAUUUAUUUGUUGAA